This is a messenger RNA of Aspergillus oryzae RIB40, 654 nucleotides long. RefSeq lists its product as uncharacterized. The record is from RefSeq and is a predicted model, not a curated record. Bases 1 to 654 code for a protein of 217 amino acids. NCBI's taxonomy places the organism in Eukaryota, Fungi, Ascomycota, Eurotiomycetes, Eurotiales, Aspergillaceae. The transcript has 3 exons.
AUGACAAUCGAUGUACAAGAUAUCCAAAUCACAAGACAUCUAGAGCAGAUAGAGAGUAUUAAAACAGGAAUCCCUGCUCGUACAAUCGAAUCGUUGCAUGAUCUUAUCCAUCAAGACCUCCUGAAAGAUAUGUCUGAAAGCAUGCGGCAAUUGUACAAUCCACAAAGACAUGAUAUCUACCGCUUGGCAACCAAUAUCAAAGGAAAGUCUCCGAUGUAUUUGAGUCCAAUUGUGGAUACACGGCAAGCAGUUGAGGAUCUUCUUUCAAAGUGGUUUGAAUCUCGUACAACUGUUGGUGAAAAGGAGUACAUGGUUCAUUUGGUCAUAGAACGGACGAUUACACUGGACGAGGAUGUUAUUCCUGUUGAAGAGAAGAUCAAAGUCAAGAAGAAAAGAAAGAUCAAGAAAGAGAUCAAGGAUGAGAUCAAGGAUAAGAUUAAAGAGGAAAGAAUACCUUCCCCUAUUUAUCAAGCAGAUGAUGGUAUUGUACAAUCUUUUCUCUCUACACAAUCUGAGAGAUCCUCUGAGGCUGUACAAGAUUCUCGAAAACGUGCUGCAAGCGAAUCAUCUUCAAUAUUGGGUACAAUUCCCUAUCGGACAAGAAGAAGGCAUGUUAUUGAUGAGGAAGAUAUGAACCGAAUUCAGCAAGAAUAG